Messenger RNA from Nylanderia fulva, 8008 nucleotides. RefSeq names its product alpha spectrin (gene alpha-Spec). Gene Ontology annotation, molecular function: calcium ion binding; protein binding. The record is from RefSeq and is a predicted model, not a curated record. Lineage: Eukaryota; Metazoa; Arthropoda; Insecta; Hymenoptera; Formicidae.
ACGAGGGCGCCCGAAGCGCGGAAUCCGGUCGUGCCCGGAACGUCAAAAGUCCGAAGCGGAACGAGUGGAGCGAGUUCGCGAGUGAAUUAUACCUUCUGAUUGCCGUUUUUUUUCGCGUAUUUUAUUUCGACGAGAGGACCUCCGUCGUCGCACGCUCGACGACCUGUCAGCUGUCACCUGUCAAAGAAACGUCACUCGUAUCGAUCCUCGGCGGCGAAAUUGAUCCUGCCACACCCCGCAGUGGCCAUUUUGGUGGAAGUCGGUGGGCUACGUGGAUCGGCCAGCCAUGGACCAGAUCACGCCUAAGGAGGUAAAGAUCCUCGAGAAUCCGGAGGACAUCCAGGAGAGACGAGACCAGGUGCUGGGGCGGUACGCCAACUUCAAGUCCGAAGCGCGCAAUAAACGGGACAAGCUCGAGGACUCCCGUCGCUUUCAAUACUUUAAGCGAGAUGCGGACGAACUCGAGGGAUGGAUCUACGAGAAACUCCAGGCGGCUUCGGACGAGAGUUACAAGGAUCCGACUAAUCUGCAGGCGAAGAUUCAGAAGCACCAGGCCUUCGAGGCGGAAGUCGCUGCUCAUUCGAAUGCCAUCGUGUUGCUCGAUAACACCGGUUCUGAAAUGAUAGCUCAGCAUCAUUUUGCUAGCGAUGUAAUUCGCAAGAGAUUAGAGGAACUGCAUCGCUUGUGGGAGUUGCUGUUGUCCCGCUUGGCUGACAAGGGUCUGAAGUUACAGCAGGCUUUAGUUCUUGUACAGUUCAUUCGCCACUGCGAUGAAGUGAUGUUCUGGAUCCACGAUAAGGAGGCUUUUGUAACGACCGAUGAAUUUGGACACGACUUGGAGCACGUGGAGGUGCUUCAAAGGAAAUUCGAUGAAUUCCAAAAGGACAUGGCCAGCCAGGAGUACAGGGUUACAGAGGUGAACGAGCUGGCGGACAAGCUGCUGUUAGAUGGACAUCCUGAACGUGACACCAUUCUGCGCAGGAAGGAGGAGCUCAACGAAUCCUGGCAGAAACUGAAACAACUGGCCACUCUGCGACAGGAGAAGCUCUUCGGGGCUCACGAGAUUCAGAGAUUCAAUCGCGAUGCAGAUGAGACCAUGGCUUGGAUCGCGGAGAAGGACGUUGUACUGUCAUCUGAUGAUUUUGGUCGAGAUCUCGCCAGUGUCCAGACGUUACAACGAAAGCACGAAGGUAUCGAACGCGAUUUGGCGGCUCUGGAAGACAAAGUAUACACACUAGGCGGGGAAGCCGAUCGUCUCGCCGGCAUUCACGAAGCCGACCACUCCAAGCAGAUUCAAGCUAAACGCGCCGAGAUCUUGCAAUCGUGGGAGAGCCUGACAGCGAAGGCGAAAGAACGACGUCUCAAACUCAACGAAUCCUAUUAUCUGCAUCGGUUCUUAGCCGACUAUCGCGACUUGGUGUCGUGGAUGAACGAUAUGCGCGCCAUCAUUUCCGCGGACGAGUUAGCUAAAGAUGUAGCGGGCGCCGAGGCUUUGGUCGACAGACACCAGGAACACAAGGGAGAAAUCGACGCUAGGGCCGACAGCUUCGACGCGACCACUCUGGCUGGUAAUAAGCUGUUGGAGAAGCAGCAUUACGCCGCUGAGGAAGUGGCGCGGAAAUUAAACUCCCUCGCCGACGACAAGUCGUCUCUCUUGAGUCUAUGGGAGAAGAGACGUAUCUUGUACGAGCAAUGCGUGGACUUGCAGCUGUUCUACCGUGAUACCGAGCAAGCGGACGCGUGGAUGGCGAAGCAGGAAGCUUUUCUCGCCAACGAGGAUCUAGGAGAUUCCCUUGACAGCGUAGAGGCGCUCAUUAAGAAACACGAGGACUUUGACAAAUCUUUGGCAGCUCAGGAGGAGAAGAUCAAAGUGCUCGAUGAUUUCGCAGGAAAGUUAAUCGAGGGCGAGCAUUACGCCGCGGACGAUGUGGCGCAACGACGACAGUUGCUGCUGGAGAGAAGAGCGAUUCUCCUUGAGAAAUCAGCUCAAAGGCGCCGUCGUCUGGAGGAUGCGUACAAGCUACAACAGUUCGAGAGGGACUGCGACGAGACCAAGGGCUGGGUUAACGAGAAACUCAAGUUCGCCACCGACGACAGUUACUUGGAUCCGACAAAUUUGAACGGCAAGGUUCAGAAGCAUCAGAACUUCGAGCAGGAACUGAACGCGAACAAGACGCGCAUGGAAGAAAUGGUGGCUACCGGCCAAGAAUUGAUCGAGAGCGGACAUUACGCCAGCGAUCGCAUACGCACCCGGACCGACGAGAUCGUGACCUUGUGGGAGAGCUUGGCGCGGGCCACCGAGAAGAAAGGCGCCAAGUUGCAGGAGGCUUCCCAGCAGCAGCAGUUCAACCGAACGGUAGAGGACAUCGAGCUGUGGCUCUCGGAGGUGGAAGGGCAGCUCAUGUCGGAAGAUUACGGCAAGGAUCUGACCAGCGUUCAGAACCUGCAGAAGAAACACGCGCUCCUAGAAGCCGACGUGGGCUCCCACGCCGACAGGAUAGACGGUAUCACUCAAGCGGCCGAGCAGUUUGUUAGUUCGGGCCACUUUGACGCCGACAACAUCAGAUCCAAGCAGGAGCAGCUGCAAGGCAGAUACAGCGCCCUGCAACGUCCCAUGAGCAUGAGGAAGCAACGACUUCUGGACUCCCUCCAGGUGCAACAGCUAUUCAGGGACAUUGAGGACGAGGAGGCGUGGAUUCGCGAGAAGGAACCGGUCGCGGCGUCCACCAAUCGCGGCCGCGACCUGAUCGGUGUGCAAAAUCUUCAGAAGAAGCACCAAGCCGUUCUAGCCGAGAUCAAUAAUCACGAGCCGAGGGUGGCCGCGGUGUGCCAGGCGGGCUCGACGAUGCUGCAAGAGGGCCACUUCGCCGCUGAGGAGAUCAAUCAGCGAUUGGCGGCCUUGGACGAGCACUGGGGACAGCUGAAGGACAAGGCUCGGCAGCGCAAGAACGACCUUGACGAUUCAUUGCAGGCGCAUCAGUACUUCGCCGACGCAAACGAGGCUGAAUCGUGGAUGAAGGAGAAGCGUCCUAUAGUGAUGAAUGGCGAUUACGGCAAGGACGAGGAUAGCUCCGAGGCUCUUCUGAAGAAGCACGAGGCCUUGGUCAGCGAUUUGGAAGCGUUCGCUAGCACCAUCGCGGGGCUGAGAGAUCAAGCUGCCGCUUGCAGACAGCAGGAGACCCCCACCGUCGACAUCACCGGCAAGGAAUGCGUCGUCGCUCUUUACGAUUACACCGAGAAAUCUCCUAGGGAGGUGUCCAUGAAGAAGGGCGACACCCUCACUCUUCUCAACUCCAACAACAAGGAUUGGUGGAAGGUCGAGGUGAACGAUCGUCAAGGUUUCGUACCAGCGGCGUACGUGAAGCGCGUGGAACCCGAAGCGGGUCUCAGCGCGUCUCAGCAAAACCUGGCCAGAGAGCAGAGCUCGAUCGCCGCGCGACAAGCGCAGAUUCAAGGGCAGUACGACGAUCUUCUGCGUCUGGCGCGUGAACGUCAGAACAAACUCAACGAAACAGCCAAGGCUUACGUGCUGGUGAGAGAGGCCGCGGAGUUGGCCACUUGGAUCAAGGACAAGGAGAAUCACGCGCAGGUGCAGGACGUGGGCGAGGACCUGGAACAGGUGGAGGUGAUGCAGAAGAAGUUCGACGACUUCCAAGCAGACCUCAAAGCGAACGAGGUGCGUCUGGCCGAGAUGAAUGAAAUCGCCGUGCAGCUGAUGAGCCUCGGGCAGACCGAGGCGGCGCUGAAGAUCCAGACGCAGAUCCAGGAUCUGAACGAGAAGUGGACCAGUCUGCAGACCCUCACCGCGGAACGCGCCAAUCAACUAGGUUCCGCUCAUGAGGUGCAACGCUUCCAUCGCGACGUCGACGAGACCAAAGAUUGGAUUCGUGAAAAGGACGCGGCGCUGAACAACGACGAUCUCGGCAAGGACUUGCGCAGCGUUCAGGCUUUGCAGCGUAAGCACGAAGGUCUGGAGAGGGAUCUGGCGGCUUUGGGAGACAAGAUUAAGCAGCUCGACGAGACUGCCAAUCGCCUAAUGCAGUCGCAUCCGGAGACCGCCGAACAGACGUACGCCAAGCAGAAGGAGAUCAACGAGGAAUGGACUCAAUUAACAGCCAAAGCCAACAGCAGAAAGGAGAAGCUUCUCGACUCGUAUGAUCUGCAACGAUUCCUCAGCGAUUAUCGCGACCUGAUGGCCUGGAUCAAUUCGAUGAUGGGCCUGGUCGCUUCCGAGGAACUAGCGUCGGACGUCACCGGUGCCGAGGCGUUGCUCGAACGUCACCAGAAUCACAGAGCAGAGAUAGACGCGCGAUACGGCGUACUUCCAGAGGAGCACCGAAUGGAGAUAGACGCCAGAGCGGGAACCUUCCAGGCGUUCGAAUUGUUCGGCCAACAGCUGCUGCAAUCCAGCCACUACGCCAGCGUGGAGAUCUUGGAGAAGCUUGAGUCCAUGGCCGAGGCGCGACAGGAGCUGGAGAAGGCCUGGAUCCAACGGCGCAUGCAGCUGGAUCAGAACCUCGAGCUGCAGUUGUUCUGCAGGGAUUGCGAGCAGGCGGAGAACUGGAUGAGCGCGCGAGAGGCCUUCCUCAGCAGCGCGGACGCGGUGGACAGCAGCGACAACGUCGAGGCCCUCAUUAAGAAGCACGAGGACUUCGACAAGGCGAUCAAUGCGCACGAGGAGAAGAUCGCCACCUUGCAGACUCUGGCUGAUCAGCUGAUCGCAGCCGAGCAUUACGCCGCAAAGCCGAUCGACGAGAGACGGUGCCAGGUGCUGGAUCGUUGGCGGCAUCUGAAGGACGCUCUUAUCGAGAAGCGCUCGAAGCUGGGCGAGUCGCAGACCCUGCAACAGUUCUCCCGCGACGCCGACGAGAUGGAAAACUGGAUCGCCGAGAAACUUCAACUGGCCACCGAGGAGAAUUAUAAGGAUCCCGCCAAUAUCCAGUCCAAGCAUCAGAAGCAUCAAGCCUUCGAGGCCGAAUUGGCCGCGAACGCGGACCGAAUCCAAUCAGUCCUCGCUAUGGGAGGUAAUCUGAUCGAGAAGCAUCAGUGCGCCGGCUCGGAGGACGCGGUUCAGAAGAGAUUGGCGUCCAUCGCCGAUCAGUGGGAAUAUCUUACGCAGAAGACGACAGAAAAGUCGAUGAAGUUGAAGGAAGCUAAUAAGCAGCGCACUUACAUCGCCGCUGUGAAAGAUCUCGAUUUCUGGCUCGGAGAGGUCGAGAGUUUGCUCACGUCCGAAGACGCCGGCAAAGACCUGGCCUCGGUGCAGAAUCUGAUGAAGAAGCAUCAACUCGUCGAGGCGGACAUACAGGCCCACGAAGAGAGGAUCAAAGAUAUGAACUCGCAAGCGGACUCGUUGAUUGAGAGCGGCCAAUUCGAUGCCGCUGGUAUUCAGGAGAAACGACAGAGCAUAAACGAGCGUUACGAACGAAUCAGAAAUCUAGCCGCGCAUAGACAGGCAAGACUCAACGAGGCCAACACUCUUCAUCAAUUCUUCCGCGAUAUCGCCGAUGAAGAAUCUUGGAUCAAGGAGAAGAAACUUCUCGUUGGUUCGGACGACUACGGCCGCGAUCUUACCGGCGUGCAGAACUUGAGAAAGAAGCACAAGAGAUUGGAAGCUGAACUAGGUAGCCACGAACCGGCUAUACAAGCAGUUCAAGAAGCGGGAGAGAAGCUGAUGGACGUCUCCAAUCUUGGAGUGCCCGAAAUCGAGCAGCGUUUGAAGCUUCUCAAUCAGGCGUGGGCCGAACUGAAGCAAUUGGCUGCCACUAGAGGACAAAAGCUGGAUGAAUCUUUAACGUAUCAGCAGUUCCUCGCCAAAGUCGAAGAGGAGGAAGCGUGGAUCACGGAGAAGCAACAAUUACUCUCCGUCGAGGAUUACGGCGACACGAUGGCCGCUGUUCAAGGUCUCUUAAAGAAGCACGAUGCGUUCGAGACUGAUUUCGCGGCUCACGGUGAACGUUGCAAGGAUAUCUGCGAGGCUGGCGAGACCUUGAUCAAGGCUGGCAAUCAUCGGGCGGACGCUAUUGGUCAGAGAUGCGCGCAACUGCGCAACAAACUGGAGCAACUCGGGGCUCUCGCCGCCCGCAGGAAGACGCGAUUGAACGACAACUCGGCGUACUUGCAAUUCAUGUGGAAGGCCGAUGUGGUCGAGUCCUGGAUCGCCGACAAGGAGACCCACGUGCGCUCCGAAGAGUUUGGCCGAGAUCUGUCCACCGUGCAAACUCUGCUCACCAAGCAGGAGACUUUCGACGCCGGUCUCCACGCGUUCGAGCACGAGGGCAUCCAGAAUAUCACCUCAUUGAAGGAGAUGCUUGUAGAUUCCGGCCACGAUCAGACGCCCAGUAUACAGAAGCGUCACGCCGACGUGAUUACUCGUUGGCAAAAGCUGUUGGCCGAUUCGGACGCGAGAAAGCAACGUCUGCUGAGAAUGCAAGAUCAGUUUAGGCAGAUCGAGGAGCUGUAUCUGACAUUCGCGAAGAAGGCGUCCGCUUUUAACUCUUGGUUCGAGAACGCCGAGGAGGAUCUGACGGAUCCCGUGCGUUGCAACAGUAUCGAGGAGAUUCGCGCUCUUCGCGAGGCACACGCACAGUUCCAAGCCAGUUUGUCCUCGGCUGAGGCCGACUUCCAAGCCCUGGCCGCACUCGACAGGCAAAUCAAGAGCUUCAACGUCGGGCCCAAUCCGUACACGUGGUUCACGAUGGAGGCCUUGGAGGAUACUUGGCGUAACUUGCAGAAGAUAAUUAAGGAGCGCGACGUUGAACUCGCCAAGGAAGCGCAGCGGCAGGAAGAGAAUGAUAAAUUACGCAAGGAAUUCGCCAAGCACGCCAAUGCCUUCCAUCAAUGGCUCGCGGAAACAAGAACAUCCAUGAUGGAAGGCUCUGGAUCUUUAGAACAGCAACUGGAAGCUACCAAGCGAAAAACUCAAGAAGUGCGCGCACGUCGUCAAGACCUGAAAAAGAUCGAAGAUCUGGGAGCUAUUCUAGAGGAGCAUCUAAUCUUAGACAAUCGUUACACGGAGCAUAGUACCGUGGGAUUGGCACAGCAAUGGGACCAGCUGGAUCAACUGGGAAUGCGAAUGCAGCACAAUUUGGAGCAGCAGAUUCAAGCCCGAAAUCAAUCCGGUGUAUCUGAAGACGCGCUCAAAGAAUUUUCCAUGAUGUUCAAGCACUUUGACAAGGACAAGAGCGGCCGUCUAAAUCAUCAAGAAUUCAAAUCGUGCCUGAGAGCUUUGGGUUACGAUCUACCCAUGAUGGAAGAAGGGCAACCUGAUCCAGAAUUCGAGAAUAUAUUAGACAUCGUUGAUCCUAAUAGAGAUGGCUACGUAUCACUGCAAGAAUAUAUGGCGUUUAUGAUCAGCAAGGAAACGGAGAACGUACAGAGUUCGGAGGAAAUCGAAAACGCUUUCCGAGCCAUCACCGCAGCAGAUCGGCCUUAUGUCACGAAAGAGGAAUUAUAUGCUAACCUCACAAAAGAAAUGGCCGAUUAUUGUGUCGCUCGUAUGAAACCUUAUGUAGAUCCCAAGUCGGAACGACCGAUAACGGCAGCGUUGGAUUAUAUAGAGUUUACACGCACCCUUUUCCAGAAUUAAUUAUGCAUUCAACUAUACGCGUGUUACAUUAAUAUUGUUCAAGCUUAUUAAAUUAUAACCGCGCAUAAACAGCGCAAAGCUGUUGCAUAUUUCUUUUUUUAAACUGCAUGACUAAAUAUUUAUAUAUUAAUCUAUAUAGAUUAUCUACAACGUUUGCAUAGAAAGAUUUGACUUUAUUUAGAUUUAGACCAAGGACUGGCUGAUAUAACGAAUAUGUCCUUAUAUUGUCGAUAGAAAGAAAAACAAUUUUUCUUCUAAACUUUUGAUAUAUGUAUAUGCAUUUAACGCCUGCAUUUUUAAAAAUAUAUUCAGAAUAUAUUAUACGAGCUUUAAAAUACUAAAUUUUAUUUGCAUAUCAGUCAGUUUUGGUUUGAUACUCUUUCCAUGUUAUUGUUCGAAAUAAAUGCAUUUAAUAUAUUA